AGUUCCCCCGCGACAUCGCUACCCCGCCACCAGUGACACCGUCUACCAUUCAGCCUUCCCUUGUCGCACAUCCACACUCUAGCGGUCGCCCACCAUGCCUGACUUCAAGAUGCCGAUCCGCAACCCUUUCGCGAAGCGCCUUGUAACCGACGUCCAGGACGAGAACGCCCGCCCCGCGCUAUCAAGAGAUGCAUCCUCUGGCUUCGAGAGGGUAGACACCGUUGGCUCAAAGGCAUCUUCAGUGCUGAGUCUGCGCUCGAACCGCAGCCAAGACACUGGUGACUACAAACUCAUCGUCAAUGACAGUGGUGUAUUCAUCCCGCCAUCGCCGGCCGAGGAGAAGCACGAAGCUCUGUGGCCCCGCCGGCCCGCCGCCUCAGCCCGGACGUCAGUAGACGGCCGCAGCAGCAUUGGCGACAUUGAGCACUUUGGCAUCUCGCGAGAGUCAUUCGACUCAUACCGUCGCUCAUUUGAUAUCUCGGCCAAGUCGCCUGUCAUGGUCCAGGAGAGGCCUCGCCAGAGUCUAGACUCUGCUCGCUUUCCCCGGUUUCCCCGUGCGAAUCACCGGGGCCCGUCCAUCGACAUUGACCAGCCCACACUCGUAGAGGAAGGGUUCGAAGACGUGGGCCUGCAUGACGAACACAAGCACGGCAACCACCAGGGAGAGCAGCCCAAGAAACGCAGCUUCUUUUCCAAGCUCACAGACUCGCAAGAACCGCACAACAAUGCAGCUGCCCCCUCACAGGGCAUGUCGAGGUUUAUCCCUGGUCGCAAACGUGCCCCAAGCACAGGCCAGGAAGCCGAACUCGGCAGCAUGCAGCGCAUGAACACUCUUCCCCUUGUGGACGCCCAAGAAAUGAGGUGAUUUUACGACUGCCCACCAGAUCCCAUGGCUGGGAUAUAGACAAGAAAAUCUGUUUUUCUGCAUUAUAAACAAAGGCGUUACAGGAACAAGGAUAAGGCGACCACCCCGGUAUACACACGGGAGUUUGACAUCUCGCCAGGCUUCACUC
Molecule: messenger RNA, 1013 nt
Organism: Microdochium trichocladiopsis
Lineage: Eukaryota; Fungi; Ascomycota; Sordariomycetes; Xylariales; Microdochiaceae
Exons: 4
Coding region: 95-865 (256 amino acids)
Source: RefSeq, a predicted model, not a curated record